GUACACUAGGAUCCGGAUCCAGAGGACUUGUAGUCGUCCCGCGAGAGAGAGGGGGGCGAACUAACGACUUCUGAGGUCCUUCUGGGGACCGAAAGUGACCGAGAACCGCACACAAACACAAGAAAGAGCAAACUUUUCCACGAGUAAUGAAGAUGCCGCUUGAGUCUCUGUUCAAAUCCGCAGCAGCCACGACAAGUGUGUGAAGAGUUUGAGGUGGUAGUGUGAAGGUUGGAACGUGUUAACUCCGGUGGCUGUGACUAGUAGUGAGUGAUCGUGAUCGUGAAACGGCGGUGAAACUCCUGCACCCGCUUGGCGUUACCGGCCAGCAACUGCAACUGGGGAACUGGAUUGACAAUAAAUGAAACAAUAAACCGGCUGACUCUCUGUAGCGAGCGAGCCCGCGCCACUGAUCAAACAAUGCACCGAGGCAUCAUCGGCAGCCGCUAACCGGCAGACGCAAGGACACGCGACCGCCAAGCAAUAACAUUCGAAAGCAAUCUGAAACACACACCAACAAAACAGUAGAGUAACCAGGGCCCCGGAAGCCCUUGAUAGACACAGAGAGAGAGAGAGAGAGAGAGAGAGAGAGUGAGAGAGAGAGAGAGAGAGAGAGCGUAGUGCCGAAUCCCAACCUCUCGAUGACCAUGGCGGAUGAGCUAUCUUCGUCGGCGCGUCCCGCGUACAAGAAGCGCAGUUCCUCCAUCUCGGCGCCGGCCUGCGCCAGCCUGGAAACGAUCAUCAGCCCCCCGUCGGAGGGGGACACGCCCGAGAGCGGAACGCCGGGUUACCGGCGCCGGAAGCCGGCCACACGAUCGCAGAGCGCACGCAUCACAGGACCACGAUCGGUAAGGAGCCACGUACGCCGCAAACCACAGCCACCGCCCGUGACGCUGCAGGACUCGCGGGGACACUGCACGAGCGAGCCCCGACUGAACGACUCCGAGACACCGCCGCCACAGAAACGCCGAGGAUCGCAGAGGCGCCCGAUGCACAAUUCAGCGACACCGAGAAAAUCGAAUGCAUUUCUGGAUGUGCCACAGAUCAACCUACAGCACCUACAGCUCGACGAUCAGGAAGAUGACGACAAUAUCAGACUGAGAACGUUCAGUUCAUCGAAGCAAGGAGUCGUGAAUCGGGGCGAUUCGUUCCGUCGGCGACGCUCGCGCAGCAACAGCUUGGCCCCGGUGAGCCCGGUGCGGGUGGUGGACGAGGUCCAAACGCAACCGAGCGUCCCGAUCGAUUCGUACCGGGUCAUGAUGAUAGGCGCUCCGGGAGUCGGCAAAGGGGCCCUCCUGUCGCAGUUCCGCUCGUCGGAGUGUAUCAACGCUUACGACACACGAUACGAUGAGUCGCCCGGAGAGCAGAACAUAUCCAUCAUCCUGAACGGAGAGGAAUCGGAGCUCAAGUUCGUCAACGACAGCAUAGGGAACAAGGAUGAGAUGCUCAAGGCGGACGCAUUUCUGGUGGUGUUUUCCGUGGUCGACAAGGCGACGUUCAGCCGGGCGGACCAGCUGCUCAACAUGCUGCACGAUAUGGACGUGAGCCGGUCCCGGCCGACGAUUCUGGUGGCAAACAAGAUCGAUCUGGCCCGAUCACGUGCCGUUUCCUCGCAGGACGGCAAGUGUCUGGCGUGCACGCACAAAAUCAAGUUCAUCGAGGUGUCUGUCGCUAUCAACCACAACGUGGACGAGUUGCUGGCCGGCAUCCUGUCGCAGAUACGCCUGAAGAGGGAGCUUGCCGCGAUUCAGGGAACCCGCGAGCCGUCAUCGGCGCACUGGUACAAAAAUCGCAGCGUUGUCCGGGCCUCGAUGAAGGCCCGCCAGAUGAUUACCUGGAUCUUUGGCAAGGAGGAUUCCAAGUUUAAGAACUGCGAAAACUUGCAGGUGCUGUAGAGUGGCUCACCGUUUGGUUCUCCUGCUGCUUCCACCCGGCAACUAUCUUUGAUCCUGAAUAUUCAACGCUUCUCGAGCGAAACUCGACUACUUUUGUAAUCAGGACGCGUGUGUAUCAUCAACCACGCACGGGCAAAUGAUAAUUUGCCUUCCAGAGGGCCGGAGAGUAGGUGCGAGUAGAAGAGCACCGUUGAACCGCGGUACAGCCUAAGCGACAGGGACGAGGAACACUGAGCACCAGGAACACGCCACCACAGACCAUCGCGAACCAGACAGCAUCCGGCGGCAACGUUACAGUAGUUAUAAAAUUUGCUAAAAGUGCCUUCGUGUCAGCUCAUAGAUAUAUUUAAUGAAGGGAAGGUUUCUCGAGCGAAUUCAAAGCCGAAACACGGAACAAUAAGAGAUAUCAAAGGUAAAACGACCGACACGUGGCGCGGAUGAUUAGCAUAGAUAAACCACUACUGAGAGGCACUACACUACCGACGACUCACGAGGC
Messenger RNA from Anopheles bellator, 2388 nucleotides. RefSeq names its product GTP-binding protein RAD (gene Rgk3). Gene Ontology annotation, molecular function: GTPase activity; calcium channel regulator activity; GTP binding. The record is from RefSeq and is a predicted model, not a curated record. NCBI's taxonomy places the organism in Eukaryota, Metazoa, Arthropoda, Insecta, Diptera, Culicidae. The coding region runs from base 639 to 1892 and encodes 417 amino acids. The transcript is spliced from 10 exons. Gene Ontology annotation, cellular component: plasma membrane.